This is a messenger RNA of Rhineura floridana, 2555 nucleotides long. RefSeq names its product proline rich and Gla domain 3 (gene PRRG3). The record is from RefSeq and is a predicted model, not a curated record. Lineage: Eukaryota; Metazoa; Chordata; Lepidosauria; Squamata; Rhineuridae. The transcript has 4 exons.
UUGGCCGCAAGGCCCGCCUUUUCUCCUCAGUGGGCUCUGCGAUUGGGCCGGGGACGAGAGGCGCCCCUCUGUCUUGCGGCGGGUGCUGAUUGGGCGGACCCCCACUCGGAGGAUGUGAUUGGGCAGGGCGCGCGGCUCGGCGGCUGCUGCAAGCUGCGCUGGGCGUCGUCGGAGCUGCUGCCACCCUGCCCCUUCCCGGCCGGGGUCCUUGAGGACGGGUCCCCGUGACCAGCCCCGCCCAGCAGGGGCCCGGCCGAGAGACCCAAGGCCAGGAUGUGCGAGACCCUCAAGUGACUUGGAGAAGACAUAACAUGGCUGCCUUCCUGGCAGCCCAGAAUGCCCACCCUGACUCCCAGCUUUCUGGAAGAGCUCUGCUGGGGCACCUCUGAGUGGGAGCAUGUGGGGGAGAACUUCAGGGAUGAGGAGGCCAAGGAGGUCUUUGCUAACAAGGAAAAGACGGUGGAGUUCUGAAAAGGUUGCUCUGCCUACUCUGUCGAGGAUCCCAUGGAUGGCUCAGGCCGCCCGGAUGCCAUGUAUGUGGUGGUGCCCUUGCUGGGCAUAGCUCUGCUCAUCAUCAUUGCCCUCUUCAUCAUCUGGCGCUGCCAGCUGCAGAAGGCCACGCGCCACCGCCCGUCCUAUGCCCAGAACCGCUACUUGGCCAGCCGGGUGGGGCGCAGCCUGCCCAGAGUGAUGGUCUACCGCGAAGCCUCAGGGCACAGCCAGAGCGAAGGCCACAGCCAGCGCGAGCCGAGCGGCAGGACGGCUGGCAAUGGUCGAUGGGGCCUGGGCUCUGUCAGCCUGCCGGAUGGCACCCUCCACCCCCCCUCUGGCCACUCGGCCUCUGCACUGUCCAGACUGUCCAGUGCUACCCCGCCCCCUUCCUAUGAGGAGGUGACUGGACACCCCGACAGCAGCAGCAGCAGCAGUGGAGAGGAGGCCAGCCUGGCGUACAGCGAUCCCCCACCCAAGUACGAGGAGAUUGUGGCUGUCCCUGGGAAAUAGCAGGAUAGCUUCCCCUCAACCAGACCACGUCCUUGUGGAGAAGCCUUGUCCUCCACGCUCGCCCCAAAUGCCAGUGGCAGCGGCUUCUGCAGACACCUUUCUUUUCUGCAGCUGGAGGCGCUGCAGACAUGGACAAAGUUCAAGCAUCACGGGGCUCCCGCUGCUCUCUUGGGGAGAGUCAAGUUGGGUGCUCAGUCCACCCCCAGCAUGGGGGGGCUUCCUCCUCUUGCUCACCAGGAGGGGAGCAGGCGCCCUCCUGUCCUCCUCCCAUGCUGCAAAAGGAGACUGCGGUCUUCAUGGGUCCACCGGUGCAUUUGACAUCCAACGUUUGAACCUGCUUCUGGUGGCAAGAGCUCACCCAGGCCUGUCGCCCGAGGCUGGUGGCGCCGUGCAGAACGAGCGGGAGUUCUCGGCAGCCGCUUGGGGCCCUCCUGGAAUCCCCCUGGCUUGGCCCUCUGGGUGUGCCAGGGGUGACAGGGGACGCUGCCGGCUCCUCAUCCUCCCUGCUCUGCCUGCUUAGCUCAUUCUCCUCGCCUUCCCUCCCUGCACAAAAGGAGGGGAAGAAGAGCCCCCCGCUCUACACCUGUGACCAACAAUGUGCAUUUGCUCCAGUCUGCCCCUCCUCCCCUCGGCGCUCCAAAGAAAAACUUCACCCUCUUGAAAUGAGCCCAAAGUGAACCUCCCUCGAUUGUGCCCCCAAAUCCUUCAUGACUGCUGCUGUCGGUUGAGCAGCCCUGCACUGAAAAGGGGGCUGCAUGUGUGCGCGUGCGAGAGAGAUGCCAGUGGACUUUCUGUGUAUCUUUCAACCCGGAGAGGGGCCAGUGCCUCUUUUUGUGUUGGGGGGAGCAGAAGCUGCUCCUCCUCUGCCUGCCCCACUUGCAUCUCCCUCCUCCUCCCUCUCCUUCCCCCUCUCUAGAAUGGCAAAGCAUCACUGGAUGCCUCAGGGCUUCCCUGCUUCCCCCUCACCUCCUAGGAGGGCAUCUGAAGGAGGGCCCCCAGCAGUUCCAUACUGCUCUUCUUGGUGGCUUCACCAUUCCACUCCCGGGCUGGACUGGACGGAUCUUCCUUGGUUCAGGGGACCGCUCCAAGUCUCCAGUUCACCUGCACAGAGGGAAAGGGCACGGCUGCCGGGGUCUUCUGCCUCCUGGCCUGUCUCCCGGCAGGAUGCACUUGCGUCUCCCUGUCCCUUCUUUUGAUGUUUCCACAGCGCCAUCCUUGCUGAAUCUUUGGGCCACCCCCCUUCCUUCCUUGCCUUGCUUGCUUUUAUGGCCCCUGCCAUCUUGGCGGCUGCUCUUUGGAGUCCUCUGGAGUUGGGUCUGUGUCACUCUGAGACUGGGGGGGAGGCAGGCGAGGGAGUCCUUUGAUUCUGCAAGCAAACUAGGAUUGUCUCUUUCUGCCUGCCUCUCCACCCCCCUUCUCUCUCGCACACCCCCUCACACCCCCUUUCUUCUCAAUGGUGCUAAGGCAUAGCCAGGAAUUACUCAUUGUGUAUUUAUGUGCAUUGCUUUAUUGUAUUUAUACAUCUUGUUUAAAGAAAAAGAAAUGUCAUUUAA